Messenger RNA from Brassica napus (rape), 1377 nucleotides. RefSeq lists its product as uncharacterized. Bases 1 to 1377 code for a protein of 458 amino acids. The transcript has a single exon. Lineage: Eukaryota; Viridiplantae; Streptophyta; Magnoliopsida; Brassicales; Brassicaceae. The record is from RefSeq and is a predicted model, not a curated record.
AUGGCUGACAAACUUCAUGUGGCUAUCCGUUCUAUGUCGCUUGAGGAUGACGAUCCGAUCAUUCUCCCCGAUGAACCCAAGUUUCAUCUAUUUGAUGAAAAUGCUCUCAGCAUUAUUGGCCGUCUUCUGAAUCCCGAUGCUCAAAACAUGGCAAGAAUGAUCGACUUUAUGCCUCAAGCAUGGCGUCUGUAUGACAGAGUCAGAGGUAUUGCGCUGUCCAGAGACCGGUUCCAGUUUGUCUUCAAGCGUGAAGAAGAUCUGAUUACUGUCCUAAAGGACAGACCUUGGUCUUACAAUCAUUGGACCAUGAUCUUAGAGCGUUGGACUCCUUCUCCACCUAGAGACUUCCUUUCCAAGUUUGAGGUUUGGAUCCGAAUCAGAAACAUCCCUAUCAACCACUACACUAUUGAUACCAUGUAUAUGCUGGCGAAAAAAGUGGGGGCAGUGAUUGAGAUCGCUUAUGACCCCAAGAGAUCUCAGAAAACAGAGUAUAUACGAGCUAAGGUCAUGUUCUCCGCAACUGAUCCUGCCUUUGAAGUGAAGAACCUAAACCUUCCUUCGGGGGAUGUUGUGGUGAUUGAAUAUGAAUAUGAAAAAAUUCAUAAGAGGUGCUAUGGUUGUCGUCGUUUGACACAUGAGAAGUCGGCAUGUCCUUAUUCUAAACAACGUCUUCAAAGGCAUGUGCAGAAACCUUUGGAAAAGAACAUUCAGGAGCAAACUGAUAUAGUUCCUACUACAAACCGCUUAGAAGGUCCCCCGGGUUUCCCUCCUCUGUUUCCUGAGCUACCUCCAGAAGACAGAGCUAUGGCGAUGCAAUAUAUUUCUCAUUCCAAUGAGACGGAGCGCCGUGCACGCAUUCUACGCGUUCAACAAUCUAUUGAGCUGGAGAAGUCUAACCCUCCUGCGGUUUUGACUAAAAUCUCUCAUAAUUUGGAAAAAGAGAAAGGUCAUGUCUUUGGGUAUGGCGUGUCUGAGUCUGCCUCUGGUGAGACGAGGAUGGUGGCUCACGCGGUGACAGCUCCUGCUGGUGAACGUAUUCAUAGCUCCUCUGAGGUACAAUUAUCUGGUGAAAGCAUAAGUCCUGCUCCUGCACCAAAACGUCCGGCAGUCUUUACUAUAGGAGCCUCAGGGUCUUCUCAAACCGGGUCAUCGAGGGGUAGGAGAAAUGGAAGGAACCGGCCUCCAGCUUGGGUAAGACAUAUAAGACCAGCGAAGAAUGUGCAGUCCAAGUCCACACCGGUUCAUGAGCAGUCAGAUGAAGGGGCGCCUUCCUCCAAAAGGAAAGCAGAGGGAGUUCAGAUUGAGAAGGGAAACAAGACAUCUAAAACCAAAGAAGAUACGGUGGCCUCCAUUUUGAGGCCGCUGCCAUCCCAAUGA